Messenger RNA from Oncorhynchus masou masou (cherry salmon), 3441 nucleotides. It is a transcript of the gene ranbp3b, whose product is annotated as RAN binding protein 3b. The coding region runs from base 53 to 1657 and encodes 534 amino acids. Lineage: Eukaryota; Metazoa; Chordata; Actinopteri; Salmoniformes; Salmonidae. Gene Ontology annotation, cellular component: cytoplasm; nuclear pore. The record is from RefSeq and is a predicted model, not a curated record. Gene Ontology annotation, biological process: protein export from nucleus. The transcript has 17 exons. Gene Ontology annotation, molecular function: GTPase activator activity.
CGGUGUUUAUGUAUGUUGCGCGGUGGGUUAUGGGUGUGCGCAGAGAAGUAAAAUGGCGGAAUUGGCAAACGAAGAGAAGCCUGCCAUAGCGCCACCAGUGUUUCUGUUCCAAAAAGAUAAAGCACAGAAGAGAUCAGCUGAUGGCUCGAGUGCAGAAGAUGAAGGUUCAGACAAAGAGGAUGGUGGCUACUUUCCUCCAGUAAAAAGAGAGAGGACUUCAUCUUUAACACAGUUCCCACCUUCACAUUCUGGGUCUUGUAAGAACAAUGUCUUCAUGCCCUCAACUUUCUGCCAGUCUCCAACUGGGAAUUCAGAGGACUCAGAACCAGAUGAGAAGCCUGUAGGAUUUCGUUUAAAACCACCUACUCUCAUCCAUGGUCAGGCGCCUAGUUCAGAUUGUGUUCCAGGCGUCCCCAGUCAGAAACCCAAGGAGCAGCAGCGCAGUGUGCUCCGGCCAGCCUUGCUCCAGGCCCCACCAGUCAAGUCCAACUCAGAGUCCACUAACGGGGUGAAGAAGUUUUCCGACGUAACGUCAGAAGGGUCGAGCAUCUUCCAGAACAACACUGAGCACUCAGACGUCCUCGCUAUGUCACCGAAACAUGAAAGGGAGGAUGGAGCGAGCAGAGAGAAGAACGAUUGUUCUGCAGAGUCCUCUUUCGUGUUUGGGCAAAAUAUCAAAGACCGAGCAAAGUUGGACGAGAAUAGUAAAGAUGGCAAGUUGUUACCCCUGGAUUCUCAGGAGGGAACAAACUAUUUCUUACAAUACAUCGCCACCCCCAGUUCAAAGAACGCCAUACACAAUACCGACAAGGGGGCCAAAUUUGUCUUUGGACAGAACAUGUCAGAGAGAGUCCUAAGCCCUUCCAAGGGAGGGGAGGCAUCAGUGGAAGACUGUAAAGUCUUACCAGCUCCCCCUGUGUCUGAAUCCUUAUCCAAGGAAAACAUACCAGAGAAGGGUAACAAUGUGACAGAGUCACUGGAGGAAUCUGCAGCAGCGUACACCAAAGCCACAGCCAAGAAGUGCAUCUUGGAGAAGGUAGACGUCAAAACUGGAGAAGAAUCAGAAAGUAACGUUUUGCAGGUCCAGUGCAAGUUGUUUGUGUUUGACAAGACAGCCCAGACGUGGAUAGAGCGGGGUCGAGGGCUGCUCAGGCUUAAUGACAUGGCAUCCACAGACGACGGAUCACUACAAUCACGUCUAGUUACUGGAUAUUGGCGGGAACUGGAACAACCUGUCGUACACAUCAAUCCAGAGCCAUCCAAAACAUGCUCAAUGGGUGACAUGUCUGUGAUGCGGACCCAGGGCAGCCUUAGAUUGAUCCUGAACACCAAACUGUGGCCUCAGAUGCAAGUGGACAAGGCCAGCGAAAAGAGUGUCCGUGUCACCGCCAUGGACACAGAAGACCAAGGGGUUAAGGUCUUCCUAAUAUCGGCUAGUUCUAGGGAGGACACAGGUCAGCUGGCAGCAGCCCUGCACCAUCGUAUCCUGGCCCUGAAGAGCCGGGCGGACCAGGAGCCCCAGGAGGCCCCGGCUGCAGACUGUGCCCCCGAGGCUGACUUGCCCCACUCUGAAGGGGACAGCGAUGAGGAAGAUCAGGUCAACAAUGCUGCAGUUAACUCAGAGGGAGGAGAUGCCCAGGCUGCUGGAAGUACAUAGCGUUAGUCCCCCUAAAGGAUUGCCUGCCAGGAUACUGCUACUGCUGUUUUGGCAUUUUACUGAGGACAUCCCAACGGACACCCUACCCUGACCAACAUGGGUCCUUCAGACCAGUACUUUUGGAUACUCAGAAGUCAAGCUCCAGUUAUUUUUUUCUUUACAUUCAAUCAACAUUAAAACAUCUGGAGUUGUAUUUUUUAUUGUUAUAUUUUAUUUUUAUCUUUUGUUUUCUUAGCUGCAAAAAUAAAUACUUAUUUUUGCAGCUGAGACAAAAAAAAAAUUGGGGGACUUGGCUGCUCAUCAUAUUGAUGAGUGUGGGGGUGUUUUCCUCUCCAACAUUUUAAGGUAUGGCACAUGUUUAAGACUGCAGUUUCUACCUUGGGACUUUUUUACUCACCAGACCACCACCACACCUCUGGGACCCAACCAACCACCCCAGACUCCAGAGGAACUCCUGUCUGUCACCGUAUACUGACCUGUCUUAUGGUCAGUCAUUUGACUGGUUUCUACGUCAUCCCCAUCCAUGCAGCUUUCACAUGGGGGCUGAUUCCGACCUGAGUUAAGCGGGCGUAAAUGGAACGUAAUUCCCUUUUUAUGCACUUUUCUCUCUGACCUAGAACUUAAUCCACUAAUAAUUCCACCACCUUUACGAGUGAGGAUACCAUGAAUAUGGCAGAAAACUGAAGUAUAUAAAAAUGUCCUGCAGUAAAGUUUAUGAAAUGCUGUGUCAUUAUGCAGAAUUUAAUUUGUAUGGCCCUUUAACUUGCAGGGAUGGGCACUCUCAAAAGUCUUAAUUUUAGGCUACCCCCAACUUUCUCCGUUUCCUAUUUCUAUCAUGUUAAAUAUUAGCCACUAUCAGUAUCGACGGUCAGUAGGCCUAAUAACCACACUUAUACCAUGGCGUUGUUAAGUACUAGUUUCUGAAGGGGAUUCUAGAACGUGCGUUAUAGGGAAAUAAAGCACAGUAUAUCAGCACGGUAGAAUUCAAUGGCUAUAGUUCAUCAUUACAUGUUCUGUGUUUGAGCUGCAUUGAAAGCAAAAGUUGAAUUGAAAACAUUGGCAUUGUUGAAUUAGAUUUUCAUAAUCGCAAGCUGGGUCUGAUGGUUUGGUUAGCUAAACUAGCAAGUCUGUUUUGUUAUCUAGUAAAGUUCCUAGCUACCUUAGUGAAUGUUGAACACAUUUCUAGAGGCAAAUGUGUUAAAUUAUUGGCAUGGUAUAAAAGGGAUAAUCAACUCGGGGCUCUGCUUUCUCUGGAAAAUAAUGCAACUCGUGGAAGGUCAGUUCCACUCUAGUACGUCGUGGGACACACCUUCCACAUCGUUCAUUAUUUUCCAUAGAACGCAUAGCCCCUCGUUUAUUAUCCCUUAAAUAUUCAUUCUGCCAAUUUGCUGUUCCCUUUAUCAUUGCAUUUAAUUACAUUGUUUUAAUUACCUUAAUUUGCUUCCUCUGUAAAUGCAGUCAUGGCUAUGUGGUUGUUGCUGACGAUCAUUAGUAAUAGUUGGUAAUAUAUUUUUUAAACGUGUAGGCUAAUUAAAUCAUGGAGUUGAGAGCAAACCAAGCUGUAACAGUUUGAACACGACACAAUACUUGGCCGUAUCAUCACACAGUUUCAUGGUCAGUGCAUGCAAUAGACGAUGGUAGAGCCUACUAUUGUACACUAUUCUCCCUAUUAUAAUUCAAUAUACGCUACUCUUCCAACAUUGCCAUGGGUAAUUGAAUGUGGCAAUUUUCAGAAUGAAUCAAACCUUUUUCUUUCUUUCGUGCAUAAAGUCUCGCUAAACCUG